Bactrocera dorsalis (oriental fruit fly) is the source of this 1636-nucleotide messenger RNA. RefSeq lists its product as uncharacterized. Gene Ontology annotation, biological process: muscle organ development; regulation of transcription by RNA polymerase II; cell development. Bases 270 to 1466 code for a protein of 398 amino acids. The transcript has 4 exons. The record is from RefSeq and is a predicted model, not a curated record. NCBI's taxonomy places the organism in Eukaryota, Metazoa, Arthropoda, Insecta, Diptera, Tephritidae. Gene Ontology annotation, cellular component: nucleus. Gene Ontology annotation, molecular function: RNA polymerase II cis-regulatory region sequence-specific DNA binding; DNA-binding transcription factor activity, RNA polymerase II-specific.
GAAAUAUCUAAUGCUCAUUUCAAAAAUCUAUUAAUUGUAUGAAAAUGAAAUGGCUCUCCCAACAAAAGGCACGAAAAUCUAAAUCAAAAUCAGGAAAAUAAGAUGAAGACAAAAAACAACUUUUCCCCAAUGGUCAGUGAGUGCUGAGGCAAAUCAAUAGCGAACAGUCUGCGCCUGUUGUUCAAGCGAAACGCUGGUAAAAAUAAAUAAAUAAAUACCGUAAAAACUUUCUUGAAAUAAGUAAAUCGUCAGUUGCAUUAAUUUUCGAAAUGGAGAAAUUUAUGACGGGCCGUCCGCAACGUAAUCGACGACAUAGCAGACGCGCUUGGCCACCAGAAGAUGAUCUACAUCAGCCGCGUCUUGUUAAGCGACUUUUCACGCCCGAGAUUAAGCGCAUGCUUAAAGAUUGGCUUGUGCGCCGGCGCGAAAACCCCUAUCCAAGUCGUGAUGAAAAGAAGCGCUUAGCUGUCGAGACCGGCCUUACAUACACACAAAUCUGCAAUUGGUUUGCCAACUGGCGACGAAAAUUAAAAAACUCAGAGCUGGAGCGCGAUAAAAGAUCUUGGGGUCAUCUUAUUAAGCAUUACAAUACAAACGCACGUGGGAAUGUGGAGCAAUUUAGCAUAUCUUCGGAAGAUAGCAUUUGGGAAGAAGAUGAAUUGGAGCGUGACGAAGACAUGGGUAAGCACAGUGAUGAGGACGAAUAUGAAUCACGUGAAGGCGGCAUUUCUAGCGGCACCGAAGGUGCAACCAGCUCAACAGGCGGUUGUAGCUAUGAUAGUUUUGUCCAGAGAAAACCCAAAAUGAGUUGCUUUAUGAAAAAUCAAGCAUGCGAUAGUCGAAAUGUGAAAACGGCGGUUAUUGAGAGCGCAAAUAAUUCGCCAGGCAACGCUGUAUUUUAUGGUGGAACAAUAACAACACAAGAACAACAGCCAGAAAUUAUACAAAAGCCAAACCCAACCACUCACACAGCAAAGUACAAACAGAAAAUGAUGGAAAAGUAUCUGCGCGAUACGCAUGGCACACAUUCAAAUUCAAUGGCACCACAAUGUGAUGCGAACACUGUUAAUGAUGGAUUUAACAACAAACAGUUCGAUGUCGAAGCCGCUCUUCAUAGUGGAGAUGACGGCGAUGGGGUUCGCAAUGGCGAUAAUGCAGCGCUGUCCAAAUGGUUACAGAGUGCGGCACGCUUUACACCAGACAAAAACAACUACUUUAUCGAGUGGAAUGGCAAAACUGGCAAAAUGGAACAGAAACAACGCAUUAAGCAAUUAAGGCGCAUCACCAUUGUACCAACCAACUCCAGUGGCGUCGCACGACGUCAAUCCUUAAAUACCUGCCCUACACAACUAGAAUUAGACGCCGCAGAAGCAUUGGCAAAUAUGGCAUUUAAUUGCCGACAACGGAGAAGGGAUGGCAAUCAUAACGGUGUGUGCCUACAGACUGUCAAUGCAAUUAGUUCCUAGCAAUUGUUGCAUAUAAAUUAAUAAACAUGAACAUUCACAGCAUUCCAGUGUAAAUUAUGGGUGCAAAAGACUAAGCGAAUAUUCCUGACAUCAAUAGUAAUGAGUUAAAAAGACAAAAAAAAAUGAGUGAAAUGAGCGAAUGAAUAAAUAAAAAAUGUGAAUAAAUAAUA